Cydia strobilella is the source of this 1783-nucleotide messenger RNA. Its product is annotated as zinc finger protein 354C-like. Lineage: Eukaryota; Metazoa; Arthropoda; Insecta; Lepidoptera; Tortricidae. Gene Ontology annotation, biological process: regulation of transcription by RNA polymerase II. The transcript has 4 exons. Gene Ontology annotation, cellular component: nucleus. Bases 277 to 1002 code for a protein of 241 amino acids. The record is from RefSeq and is a predicted model, not a curated record. Gene Ontology annotation, molecular function: DNA-binding transcription factor activity, RNA polymerase II-specific.
GGGUGGUCUACAUAUUCUCUUUGCAUCUGCCCUGCCAUCCUGCCAUUUGCCAAUAUAAUUUAGUAUUGAUUGUCCGGAUUGUUUAUUGUUAGUUCUUUUUCGGCUUUCAUUGUGUUUAAUCCUUAUUACAUUUUCAUCUAUUCGUUUAUUAACUAUCAAAAAAUAAUAAUACAUAAGUUUACCUGUGUAUUCCACCGUUGAUAUCGGCUUGUAUACAUCUCGAUAGCGUAGCGUUGGUUGCUUCGUCAAUACGGUCACAAUCGGGUCACAGUGGUGAUGAAGACGGAGCCCUCAUGGGAGGGGGUGCGGCCCGCCCGCCCCUCCGACACACACGACUCGUUCUGCGCAGUCACAGAGUCAGCUCCAAUUCCAGAGGGAAACAUGUGCCCAGACGUGACUCCGGAUGCCGGUGUGAAGCCCGAACCAGUUGCACAGCUACAUGCUGUUUACUUGCAGCACGAGGUCACUGACUCGCGAGAGGAUGUUAAUGUGAAGCUAGAAGACCCUGAGCUACGGGAGGAUGUGAAAAAGGAACCGGGAUCGGAGGAUACAAACAAGUUGGGUGGAGUGGGAGUGUCGCAGCAUUUGGAGUUCACAGAUGACAGUGAAGCUGGCGGGAGCGGGAUGGCAGAUCCUCGUGGAAGCGGGACGGCAGACACAUGCGAGAAAGAGACUGCUCAGGAGGCGGAACUAGAGCAGAAGUUGCUCGUCCUGCGUAAGGACAAGGACCGAGCGCGCUCCGCCAAGCAGGCGCGCGAACACACAGAAGCUACCAGCUACGCGUGCCUCAUGUGCACUAGAACCUUCAAGUGUUUAACCACCUACAAGCAACAUAUGACUAAUAUGCACACCGGUGAGAAACCCUUCGCCUGCGAGUGGUGCGAUUGGCGUUUCGACGAUUUAAACGAUUUUAAGAGACAUUUAAGAACUCACAAGGGUUUGAGGCACUUCAAAUGGAGAGCCAUUUACAGAAAGUUUACAAAACUCCAUAAACCUUUAUAACAUUAUGCUAAAUCGCUGUCAUAGCGUUAUAUUUCAUAGUUUUAAAAGUAUCUAUAUUCAUUCAUACAUAACAUUACAAUCAUAACGAAAUGAAACCCGUAACGUUGUAUUAUUUUUAAGAUAGCGAUGAAAAUAACUCAAUAUUGUCUUCAAUUGAUACAAGAAAGUAAUGGGUUUCAAUAUCGGGUUUAUAACGUUAUAGCUUUUGCCCGCGACUUCGUCUGCGUGGAGUUAGUAAUUUGGGUAUAAUUAACGAUUUCCCAUACAAACUUCCACCCCCCUUUUCACCCCUUAAAGGAUGAUUUCUGGGAUAAAAACUACCCUAUGUCCUUCCCUGGGACUCAAACUAUCUUUAUACCAAUAUUCAACUGAAUAGGUUCGGCGGUUUUAAGCAUAAGGGGUAACAGACAGACAGACACACUUUCGAAUUUAUAAUAUUACUAGCUUUUGCCCGCCACAUCGUCUGCAUGGAAUUGGUUCCAGUAAUAAGAGUAAGUAUAGCGCCUGGAUAAAAUCUAAUGGCAAUAAUUUUGAACAUAAUAUGCUUAAUUGUUAACACCAAUUAACAGGCAAUUCAUUAAUUUUCUCAUUUCCUCCCCUCUUUUCACCCUCUUUAGGGAUAACUUCCGACAUAAAAACCAUCCUAUGUGUCCUUCCCCGGGACUUUUAGUGGAAGCCGCUCGACUCCAAUUACAAAGAAAAACCGCAAAUCGAUGUACAGGUUAGCCGUUUGGCACUCGCAUACUAGAGGUCAAAACAAUUUUUUUGACCCGCAGUUCCU